Molecule: messenger RNA, 1000 nt
Organism: Quercus lobata
Lineage: Eukaryota; Viridiplantae; Streptophyta; Magnoliopsida; Fagales; Fagaceae
Product: myosin heavy chain, striated muscle-like
Exons: 2
Coding region: 91-888 (265 amino acids)
Source: RefSeq, a predicted model, not a curated record
CUAUAAAUAAUGUAAAUUAUCAUGUUUUUUCUAUCCAAGAAGAAGGAAUUUCAAGAAACUGACUCCUAAGACAUUUCUGACAAUAGCAACAUGGCCGUGAAUUCUAAUGUUCGGCCAACUUCCAUGUCCUCAAGCAUGGGAAUGCAUUCAUCAUCGACUGAACCAGAAGUUUCAGUUGAAGAUAAGAGUACCAAGUCCAACAAACUGCAAGAGAAAUCACAACAAACUGAAUUGAAAGAUAAAUUGAGGGAUUUUCAUAUGCUCUUAGAGAAUAUCUCUAAAUCUCUUGAUAAAAUGGAAAAAGUAUUCAAGUCUGCCUCUUCCUCUUCUAAUGCCACAACAGAGUCCCUUGCAGAUAUUAAAUCUUUCUUCAAUAUGUCGGUUGAUGUUGUUCUUUUGAAUGAGGCUCUCUUAUCCAAGUUCAAGAAAGCUGCUGAACGCUUGGUUGACAAAACCAGUAUCCUUGGACAGGACAAGUGUGACCGUUUAAAGAAAUUCAAUAAUGAGAUCGAUAGGGAAGUUAAUCGUUUAAGCACUGCAGUUGAAAGAGAAAAAAAGAGAGCUGAACUUGAAAGAGCACGAGGUUUAUAUGUUGACACUCUAAACACUUACAAGACUGCAUUUCAACCCUGUCGAGAUGAGAUGGGAGCGAUGGUUUCCAAACAUGAAGAACUGGAGAAAAAUCUUCGAGAUUAUGAAGUGCUGAUGAUUCAGAAGAUGCCCCUUUUCAAAAAAGUGUAUUCUCAACAAAAAAGUAGCAUUGAGACAGAUAUCAGUGGUUUUCAAGAGAAUGAAGAGCUUUUACAAAAAGAAAGCCAAGAAAUUGACAAACUUCGUAAAGAGCCUUCACUUGAUUGGAGUGGUCUGAUUAAUGCAUUUUAUAAUUAACUUUUCACGCUUUGUUUUCAGCUUAUCACUUUUAUAACUAUUUUCUUAAUUACUAUUGAAAGACCUCUGCUACUAUUAUUCUUAAAAUAUUAGUUGGCUUGUAUAAUAAGUU